AUGCAGCAGGAACGCGCACGUGCACUCUUUGCAAAAUAUGGACUCACUCUGGACACCACAGACUGGAUUGCCCCUCCCGCUCCGAUGCCCACUGUGCAACGCGUAGAGAAGUCUAUCCGCAUGCGCGUUCAUCGCAGUUGUCAUCACUGCGGAACUAUAUAUGGAGCCGACAAGCAAUGCUUGCAGUGUGAGCACAAGCGGUGCAAGAAGUGCCCUCGCUACCCCAAAAAGAGGCUUUCUGCUGAGAAAGAGAAAGAAAAGACAACCGAGGAGAAGCCAAGGAAGAAGAGGGUCCUGACAGUCACGACGAGAGGAGGAAAUGAAUUGGCAUAUCAGCCAUCAAAGCAAAGAGUCAGGCGCUCCUGCCACAAGUGCGAGACACUAUUUGUGCCUCCGACGGCUACCAUCUGUGAACAGUGUCGACACAUACGAUGCACCAAAUGCCCACGCGACCCGGCAAAGCUGCAAAAGUGGCCUGAAGGCUACCCUGGGGACAUGGACGCGGACAGCGACUCCGAAGUCGAGAAACAGCUGGAGAAGUUCAGGCGCACUUGGAGGAAGCCUCGCCAGAGAGUUCGAUGGGAAUGCGAGCAGUGCAAUUCUGCCUUCAUCAGCGGCUCGCCACAAUGUCCUGGAUGCGGCCAUGAGCGAUGUGAGAAAUGUACCCGAUCACCGAUCAAAAGGACAAAGAAGGAGGAGAACUUUGACCCAAAGCUUGUAGCUGCCGUCGAAGCGAAACUGAAAGCGCUCGACGUCGACAGCGAUGUCCCCACUUCAGGAGUCGAAGCUACUUGA
Messenger RNA from Parastagonospora nodorum SN15, 795 nucleotides. RefSeq lists its product as hypothetical. Bases 1 to 795 code for a protein of 264 amino acids. The transcript has 2 exons. NCBI's taxonomy places the organism in Eukaryota, Fungi, Ascomycota, Dothideomycetes, Pleosporales, Phaeosphaeriaceae. The record is from RefSeq and is a predicted model, not a curated record.